Messenger RNA from Neodiprion fabricii, 1618 nucleotides. RefSeq names its product probable medium-chain specific acyl-CoA dehydrogenase, mitochondrial (gene Mcad). The coding region runs from base 145 to 1404 and encodes 419 amino acids. Gene Ontology annotation, biological process: fatty acid beta-oxidation; medium-chain fatty acid catabolic process. Lineage: Eukaryota; Metazoa; Arthropoda; Insecta; Hymenoptera; Diprionidae. Gene Ontology annotation, molecular function: medium-chain fatty acyl-CoA dehydrogenase activity; flavin adenine dinucleotide binding. Gene Ontology annotation, cellular component: mitochondrion. The record is from RefSeq and is a predicted model, not a curated record. The transcript is spliced from 10 exons.
GGAAAACUGGUCAUUGUAGGCCAUCACCGUUGUCCGCUGAUUGUAUUUAUCUCUGGGUUAAAGUCCAUUCGAGUUUCAAAACUUUUGAACUGUUGUAGCUGGACUCUCACCUCAAUCGUUUCUCCAACGUCGAUCGACUCGUUUAUGUUCAGGAUGUCUUUGAGCCAGGUGAUUAGUAGGUCAGUGAGACAAGCAGCAGUCAGGUCUUUUUCUUCUCAAGCUGCAGUACCAAAUGGCUACAAUUUCCAGCUUUCUGAGACGCAGCGAGAAAUGCAGGAACUUGCCAGGAAGUUCACAAGAGAAGAAAUAAUUCCUGUAGCUGCGGAGCACGAUAGAACUGGAAAAUUCCCAUGGGAAAUUGUCAAGAAAGCCUGGGGUCUGGGACUCAUGAACGGACACAUUCCACAGCAUUGCGGUGGUAUUGGAAUGAAUACGUUUGAUUCUUGUAUGAUUGGAGAGGAACUUGCAUACGGAUGCUCUGGUAUUGCUAGUGGCAUUGGAUCCACAAAAUUAGGACAAAUGCCUGUGAUUAUUGCUGGAACUAAAGAACAACAAAAGAAAUACUUGGGAAGACUCAUUGACGAACCACUUCUAGCGGCCUACUGUGUAACCGAACCUGGGGCUGGAUCUGACGUAAGCGCCAUUAAAACUCGAGCAGAGAAAAAAGGAAAUGAAUGGGUUAUCAAUGGCACUAAAAUGUGGAUAACAAAUGGCGGUGUUGCCAAUUGGUACUUUGUUCUGGCUCGCACUAAUCCAGACCCUAAAGCACCGACUAGUAAGGCAUUUACUGGUUUCAUCGUUGAGCGGGAUACCCCGGGUCUAACUCCUGGACGUAAAGAAAUGAAUAUGGGGCAAAGAGCAUCUGAUACCCGCAUGAUCACAUUUGAAGAUGUACGUGUCCCACAGGAGAAUGUCUUGCUCGGUGAGGGUCAAGGUUUCAAGAUUGCAAUGGGAGCUUUUGACAAAACUCGUCCUCCGGUUGCGUCUGGUGCAGUUGGACUGGCGCAAAGAGCACUGGACGAAGCUACCAAGUAUGCUCUGGAACGAAAAACUUUCGGCAAACCCAUUGCCGAACAUCAGGCAGUAGCUUUCCUGUUGGCUGAUAUGGCGAUUGGAAUCGAAACAGCUCGGCUAGCUUGGAUGAAAGCUGCUUGGGCUGUCGAUAACGGCCAAAGGAACACCUUUCUAGCCAGUAUUGCUAAAUGUUAUGCCGCAGACGUGGCUAAUAAGUGCGCCACAGAUGCAGUACAGAUAUUUGGCGGCUGUGGUUUCAACACUGAAUACCCUGUAGAGAAACUAAUGAGAGACGCUAAGAUUUAUCAAAUAUACGAAGGUACAGCUCAAAUUCAAAGAAUGAUUAUAUCACGUGCUUUAUUGUCAGAGGCUCAACAAGGUGGUAAAUGAUCAAAUCAUAUCAAUCACAUGUACAAAUCAUAAUAAUAUCUCAUUGCACCAAUAAUGCUGAGAUAAUUCUCAAUGCAUCAUUGUUUCCACCAAUACAAUUGUACAUACAAAAUUUCUUACAGAAUUCAUAAUGCUAAUGAAAUAGCGUGUGUCUUAAAUAUGGCCGUUUAGUGAGAUAAGGCUCACAAAAAAUAUAUAUUUUUUAUUCUCUUUA